GAGGAGGAGGCGCGGGGAGGCGAGGAGGGAGGAGACCUGACUCCCAUCAACUCCAUGAUGAACACGGUCAUGAACGCGGGGCAGAUCAACGGGGGCGGCGUGGAGCCCAUCUCCACCGGCAACACGCCCGUCAAGACGCCCAGCAAGUCCCCCUCCGCCAAUCGCACGGGGAGGAGGAAUCAGGAGGUCAAAGAGGAUCGCGCGACUUUCAUUUGCCCGCUCUGCGACAAGUCCUGUGGCUCCCAGCACCAGCUCACUAUGCACAUCAGACAGCACAACACUGAGAGCGGCGCCACUGACCACUCGUGCAGCAUCUGCGGCAAGGCCCUGAGCUCGGCCAGCUCGCUGGACCGCCACAUGCUGGUGCACAGCGGCGAGCGGCCCUACAAGUGCUCCGUCUGCGGACAGACCUUCACCACCAACGGCAACAUGCACAGACACAUGAAAAUCCACGACAAGGACCCAAGCACUGUCCUCAACUCCAACCCACCCUCUCCAACCAAGCGCAGGCGCCUCUCCGUGAAGAGGAAGCCCAGUGUGGAGGAUGAUGGAGACUUAACUGACCAGUCCCCCAAUAAAAAGGUGAUGCUGGAGGAUCAGGCGGGGGAACGAGGUCGAGGCAAGCGCGAGGAGGAGCUCCUGCACUGCCCCAUCUGUUUCAAGACCUUCAUCUGUAAAUAUGGGCUCGAGUCCCACAUGGAGACUCAUCCAGACACUACUCUGAGGUGCAAUCUGUGCUGCAUCACCUUCCGCACUCAUCGAGGCCUUCUCCGCCAUAACUCGGUCAUCCACAAGCAGCUGCCCACCGACCCGUCAGGACGCCCCUUCAUCCAGAGCAACCCCUCGGUGCCUCUCGGCUUCAGCGACUUGGCUUUCAUCGACUUCUCCUGCCACAAGUUUCCUCAAAUUGCCCAGGUUUGGUGCGAGACCAACCUGCGCAGAUGCUCGAGCAAGUUCCACCGGUUUGUGUGCGAGGUCUGCAACAAGGCCUUCCCCCUGCAGGAGUCUCUGGAUCUGCACACAGACACCCACAAAUCCCCCGCCAUCGCCACAGGUGGGGCUCAGACGCCCAGCGCCGAUGACAUCACCGGCGCAGAUAAACCCGGGAUUAGCGCCGCAGAUGAGAAGCAGGAGGAGGAGGAGGGGGAGGAGGGGGAGGGGGAGGCCUCGCCAAAGAACCUGCCUCCCGCCGAGGAGGAGCGCAAGGCCGGCUUCCUGGAGCACCUCGGCCUGCAGCACACGUCCAAGGUGAAGCCGGUGCCGUCGGAGGCCGAGCUCCAGCAGGCCGUCCUGGACAGCAUCCGGGUGAUCCGCGUGGAACCGGCCGUCACCAGCCUACCUCAGGAGGCCAGCGGCAACCUGAGCCUGCCGCCGCUGGAGCCCGUGUCGCUGCAGGGCCUGAGCCAGAGCAGCGCGCUCAACCUGCUCUCGCUGCAGCCGCUGCCGCGCGGCUUCGUGCUGGCGCCCGACGGCGGGCUGCUGGUGCGGCCCCUCAGCGGGCAGGCCGGCGUGGACGUGCAGCAGAUCCUCAAGAUGGCCACGUCCGUGUCGUCGCAGAUGGCCAAGGCGGUGGCGGCGGCGGCCACGGCCGGGCACCCGCAGCACCAGCCGCAGGGCGACGCCAAGCACGCGCCGCCGCUCAAGCCCAAGCCGCCGGUGACGCCGCGCUCCAGCGUCGGGGCGUCCACCCCGCCGCCGCCGCCCAUGAGCGCCCAGCAGGCCUCGCCCGGCUACAUCAGCCCCAGCCUGCCGCCGCCGACCGGCCACCUGCUGCGCACCCCCAAGCAGUCCUCGUCCUCGUCCUCCUCCAACUCCUCCUCGUCCUCCUCGUCGCCCGUCAACCAGGGCUACAGCUGGGAGAACGUGCAGAUGGGCUCGGAGAGCGCCGCCUCCACCACCGCCACCGCCACCGCCGUGCCGUACGACGCGGCCCCGGGCGGCGGCAAGCACGAGGAGGCGGCGGGCGGCAAGGAGAAGAGCAACAAGGCGCCCGCCGCCAAGACGGAGUACCCGUGCCGCUUCUGCACGCAGGUGUUCUCCUUCCCCGCCGGGCUGCAGGCGCACAUGCGCCACCACCUGGGCGCCUCGCCCUACCAGUGCAGCAUCUGCAGCUACGCCGCGCCCGACAAGGCCACGCUCAUCCGCCACCUGCGCACGCACAGCGGCGAGCGCCCUUACGUCUGCCGCCUGUGCCACUACCCGUUCACCGUCAAGGCCAACUGCGAGCGCCACCUGCGCAAGAAGCACAUGAAGAGCACGCGCAAGGAGAUCGAGAAGAACAUCGAGUACGUCACGUCCGCCAGCUCGGGCGGCGUGGGCCCGCCGUCCACGCUGGACCUCCUGGACCCGGCCAUCGCCAGCACCACCGCCUGCCGCUACUGCGGCGAGGACCUCAAGAGCUACCGGGCGCUGCAGAUCCACCUGCGCACGCACAACGGCUGCCAGCGCAAGCCCUACGAGUGCCGCCAGUGCGGCGCCGCCUUCCUGGCCAAGCGCAACUGCAUCCACCACCUGCUCAAGUGCCACCCCGAGGUGCCCGAGCGGGAGAUCGAGGAGCACAUCACCGCCCUGGCGCCGGUGAUGGCCACCGCCGCCGCUCUCCAGAGCGCCCAGCCCGUGUCGUCUUCCAACGGGCUCCUGGUGGGCACGCCUGUCCAGUCCGCCAAGCUGGACGCCGGCCCCUACUCUCUCGUCGCCGACCAGGACCAGCCUCUGGACUUCUCCAACAAGUCCGGCAGCAUCACCAUCAAACGGGAGGCGGCGCCCUCGCCGCCGCCGCUGGCGUACGACUGCUCCAUGGAGCCGAUCGACCUGUCCAUCCCCAAGGACCCGGAGAGGAAGAGGAUGAAGCGCGAGGCGGCGGACCCCGUGCCCCUCCUGCGCGCCGUGGCGGACAUCAAGAAGGAGCUGCCCUCGUCCAGCGCGCACAAAGCGCCGGACGACCGGCCCGUCCUCCAGAGGGCUUUCGAGAUCUCCCCGCCGCAGCUGCUGGCCUCCGCUCUCGCCGCCAGCGACCUGCCCAAGUCCGUCGCGCGGCUGAAGCCGCUCCUGCCCAAGCCGUGCGCGGUGACCAACGCCACCGAGCUGCCCCCUCUGGCGUCCAUCGCGCAGAUCAUCUCCUCCGUGUCCGCCGCCCCGGCGCUGCUCAAAGCAGGCAGGAGCGCGGGCAGCCCCGGCAUGGCCGACGGCGUCCGAGGGCUGAAGGGGGCGGACGUCCUGAACGACAAGGCCCAGCUGGCCAGCGCCUUCGGCCUGGACGCCGCCCGGGAGGACUCCCCGGUCACGGGGAGCUCCAAGAAGAAAGGCAAGAAGCAGCCCGCCGCCGCCGCCGCGGAGGAGAUGGACGACAGCGGCUUCGGCAUGGCCGUCGGCCUGGACCUGGAGUCCAGCGGGGAGUUCCCCAGCGUGGAGAAGAUGCUCGCCACCACCGACGCCAACAAGUUCAGCCCGUACCUGCGGCCGAGCGCCGUGGAGCCCGCGCUGGAGGAGAUGGAGAUGGAGCGAGAGCGGCAGUCCACCAGCGAGGAGGAGAAAGAAGGGAACAAGGACAAGCAGAGGCAACGGCCGCAGAGCAAAGGGAAGAAGAACGCGUACUCCAACUCGGUGCAGAAGAUGACCUGCCCCUACUGCCCACGGGUGUUUCCCUGGGCUAGCUCGUUGCAGAGGCACAUGUUAACACAUACAGGUCAGAAGCCAUAUCCAUGCCCUCAGUGUGACGCAUUCUUCUCCACCAAGUCCAACUGUGAGCGUCACUUGCUCCGCAAGCACGGCCUGACCAGCCGCCUGCUCCAGAACAACGGGCAGCGCUCCAAAGGCAGAGGAGAGGAAGGCUCCCAAGGAAGCGCAGAGAGCAUCUCCGAUGUGGAGGCAGGAGCGCACACAGAUGCGGGAGACACUCACCCGUCCUCCGACGGGUCCAGCAGCAGCACGGAGACUCAGGAGCCCACGCAGCAGGAGCAGCACGCCGCGGCGGAGCACAACGCCCAGAGCGGCUCCGAGGACGGCGACAGCAGGGCGGACGAGCUGGACGACAGCGCUGCCGCCGAGGACGGCGACGACGCCCAGAGCAACACGAGCCUGGACGCCAACCUGGCCUGCAAGCUCAUCGACUUCAAGCUGUCGGCCGACGGACCGGAGCAGCCCGCCGCCGCGUUGGCCUCUCCGGGCGCCGCCCGGGUGGAGCCGGAGAGCGGCUCCUCGGACGAGUUCCAGCACACCUGCCCCACCUGCAAGAAGAGCUUCCGCCACGCGGCCACGCUCAACCGCCACCAGAAGUCCCACCUGCAGGAGGCCCAGGCCGAAGAGGUGGCCAAGAAGAGGGGCCGCCAGCAGAGGCCGACCCCGAGCCCCUCUCCUAAAGCCGGGGAGGUGGACGGGGGCACCCCGGAGAAGGACGCGAACGGCAGCAGCGUGGAGACGUCCGGGGCCGAGGAGGACGAGAGAGAGAAGGACCGAGAGGAGCAGAGCGACGAGGAGGAAGACAGCGGCUCCUCCGAGUCCAAGGGGGGCGACGGCGAGAACGGAGCCUCAGGGAAGACGGACAAGAGGAAGAAAAUCUGCAACAUGUGCAACAAACGGUUCUGGAGCCUUCAGGACCUGACCAGACACAUGCGCUCACACACAGGUGAGAGACCAUUUAAAUGCCAAACAUGUGAGCGGACCUUCACCCUAAAGCACAGCCUAGUGAGGCAUCAGCGCAUCCACCAGAAGCCCCAAGACAGCAAGGGCUGUGACGCCGAAGACGAGGACGAGGAGAUGAGCGAGGCCCUGCUGAGGGACGAGCUGGGCUCCGAGGAGGGAGAGGGUUUCCCCUGCGCCUCGGGGAGCGAGAGCGAGUCCAUGCCCUGCAGCGCCAACCCUGCUACAGAGAGCGAGAUGGAGGGCGAGAAGAAGGAGUCGGGGGAUGAACACAGGGAUGAGAAAGGAGACGACAACCAGGAAGAAGUAAAAGAGGAGGAGAACGAGGAGGAGGAGGAGGAGGAGGAGAAGAAGGAGGAGGAGGAGGAGGAGAAAAAGGAGGAGGAGGAGAAAAAGGAGGAGGAGUUGGCGAUUGGAGAGAAGAAGGAAGAGGAGACGGGGGAAGCAGUUGUGGAGAAGACAGGGGUGUCGACAGAGGAACCCUUAAAAGAGUCCAAUGCCAACAACAGUGUUUCCUCAGAAAGCCAGCCAGGUGGCGCUAGUGAGCCCUGUCCAGGCCAGGCUGAUGACAUGGCAGAGGCUGAGGAACAUCAGGAGCCCACUCAGUGAGUGGUGCCAGACAGACAGGCUGUGGGCCGUGGCCCAGUCAUCAGAACAGAACUUUGUGUUGUUCUUGUGCCAUACAUCAGCAACUGAACUGGUGCAAAAUGGGUCUGGGUUUUGACGUUGUUUAGUACUUUUUUCAUUUAUUUCUCUGCAUGUGGAAAAAUUGAAAACAAUCAGCUCAAAGAUCAUUUUUAAAGUGCCUUAAUAUUUUUUCCCAGAUCAGAUAAUUUUCUAUUAACUGGAUAGGAUUUUUACAGAUAUUUUAAAAUUUUUGAUUAUAAUUUUGAAAUGAAAUGAUAAUCCAGCAUUUAUAUCACAUUCUAUUUGUAUAAAUAAGAUUGAGGAGAAAGAUAUAGAAACAUUUAAAUAUGUAUUAUUGAUAAGUGAAAAAUUCCAUUUUGUUUUUAGUAUUAAGGAGACCUUUGGCUUGAAUGUGUUUUGUCUCACGUGGGACAAGGCAGACCUGAAGUGCCUGGGACAUUUGCAUCAUCUUGGAAUGAGCAGAUGCUCAUUGAAGGAGUUGGACCUACAGAAAGAAAAAAUACAAAUGCAAAGAUGCUCAGUUUAUAAUUUAACAAGUCUGACAGUUCACUGAUGGAACAUUUUUGGGCAAUAUUUGCUCUUUUUUGAGCCAUUCAGAUGGAGAAAAGAAAUCCCAGUUGUGGACAAGCUUUUGUGGGACUGUUCCCCCUGGUGGCUGGGAUCGUCAUGCUUUAUGUCAAGACACUAGCUGUGAUGCUUGGUCUUGCAGCUAGGAAGACUAUGUGUAUGUUUGUGUGUGUGUGUGUGUGUGUAUGUGUGUGUGUUCUGGCUGAAUUCAGUGUGUAUUAGACACCAGUGUGUGUGUUUGACAACAAUAAGUAUUUCAUUACUGUGUUAACUGAAGUGCACUGCGUGCAUCUGUUUAAUGCUGUCUUUGAGCUGGAAGGGUUAGCUUGUAUUCUGUGUGCCCUGCUGGCUUCGUUGCCUUACAGAAUAUGCCUGUCUUCAUUUGUACUGCAGUCUUUAAGAUAAGCCUUUUUAGUAGCUAACAUAAGCAACCUCAGUAGCUAACGAAACAAACCUCAAGAUGUCUGUCGGCAGAAGCUGAUAAUGUGUAGGUUAUGGCUGGAGUGUUAAGUAAUAUGUGAGUUGGCAAAGAAAGCCGAAGUCUGAAUGACUUAGAACAAAAUGGAGCUGCAGAAAAGUCAAAUCCUGCACAGUCAACAGUGUAAACAGUAAUAUGCAGCAUCUCAGAUGAACAGAUAUAGAAUUCUGAAGCAUGUCAUGGUAUUAUACGAACGCAUAGCAUCUUCCAUUCAUAAUUUAAUAGAGAAGUGGUUGAUUUGGACACUCCUUUGGCCAUGACUUUGGCUGGUUGUCUUGCAGAUUUCUGCAAGGUAACCAGAAGACUUUGUUAAUUCACCCUUGGACUGUAUUUGUUUCGGGGAAAAAAGUUAAUCUAGCCUAUCUCUUCUUUGUGUGUGUGUGUGUGUGUGUGUGUGUUUGUUUGUUUGUUUGUUUGUUUGUUUGUUUGUUUGUUUGUGUGUGUGUGUGUGUGUGUGUGUGGUGUGUAUGUGUGUGCGCGCGUAUGUGUGAGCCUGCAUGGUAACAGCUAGUCUGAUCAUAAAAACACACUGAAUUGUUUUAAUCUAUUUAUUGGGGAAACUAGAAAGCGCUGAAAGCAAUCCUGAGAAGCCAUGAUAUGUCACGUUCAUGCUGCUAAGAGGGGUUGGAGAGAUGGAGUGAUGUUUGGAUUUUCUAUUAGCCGUGGGUUCUGAAGCAUGAGAUACUGUAUAGGCCUUAAAUUACAUUUGUUAAUUUGUCUUGUUUUGUUGAAAUUAAUUGAACUCUAAUACUAAAAAUGCUAAAAAAAGAAAAAAAGAA
Sardina pilchardus (European sardine) is the source of this 7110-nucleotide messenger RNA. RefSeq names its product ras responsive element binding protein 1b (gene rreb1b). The record is from RefSeq and is a predicted model, not a curated record. Gene Ontology annotation, molecular function: DNA-binding transcription activator activity, RNA polymerase II-specific; RNA polymerase II cis-regulatory region sequence-specific DNA binding. Gene Ontology annotation, cellular component: nucleus. The annotation marks the transcript as partial. Gene Ontology annotation, biological process: regulation of transcription by RNA polymerase II. Lineage: Eukaryota; Metazoa; Chordata; Actinopteri; Clupeiformes; Clupeidae. The transcript has 10 exons.